AUGGAUUACGACGAUGACAUGGUGAUGAAAGGCGCUCAAAUUCAGUCAUAUCUGUUGGAGAAAUCUCGUGUUGUAAAACAAAAUGAAGGGGACCGGAAUUUUCAUAUAUUUUAUCAGUUGCUCUCGGAUGGUUUCGACGAUAAUCUUCGUUAUUCAAUGGGACUCGACCAAGACGCUUGUGCAUACAGAUUUCUAAGUCAAGGUGGCAAAACUGCCGAUCCAGAAAUUGAUGACAUUCAAGGUGCUGUUGAAACGCUGCAUGCGAUGGAUGUAAUCCAAUUCAGCAAACGUGAAAUUAAAGAGAUUUUUGAAGUUCUGGCUGGUUGUGUUUUACUUGGAGAAAUAAAUUUUGCAGAAAGAACUGGUUUUGACAUAACAUAUGUUGAUGGAACAAAAGAAGUAGAAACGGCAUGUCGGAUGCUCGAUGUUAAAACAAAAAAUCUUGUUGAUGCGCUCACACAGCCUUCCAUGAAAGUCAACGAGAUCGUUGUCCGUAAAAGUCAGAAUCUUGCCAAGACUUUGAGCUCACUAUCCGCGCUAUGCAAGACCAUCUACGAGCGAUUGUUCAAUUGGAUCUUGUCACGCUGCAAUUCGGCGCUGUGUAAAAAAUUCCACGCUGGGAAAUCAGCACGAACGCACUAUAUUGGUGUGCUAGACAUUGCUGGUUUCGAAAUUAUCAAGAAAAACAGUUUCGAGCAGUUCUGCAUAAACUACACCAAUGAGAAGCUGCAGCAGUUUUUCAAUGACUUUAUGUUUAUUCGCGAGCAGCGGGAAUAUCUGAAUGAGGGAAUUGAGUGGAAACAUGCUGAUUAUGGCAUCGACAUGCAAAACACAAUUGAACUUAUUGAAAAGGAGCAGCUGAUGAACUUACUGGAAACACUCAGAUCAACCAGUGCACACUUUAUUCGCUGCAUUGCACCAAAUCGGAAAAGAUUACCGGGUGUGAUUGAUCCUCAUCUUGUACUUCAUCAGCUCAGAUGCAAUGGCGUGCUGGAAGGCAUUCGUAUUUGUCGACAAGGAUAUCCGAAUCGAAUACCGUUUGAUGAUUUUGUAGCAAGGUACCGCCUGCUAGUACCUGACGCUCAGCUCGGCAUGGGACGAAAUGCAGCUGAGCGACUCUGCCAUGCGAUAGAUCUCGAUUCCACGUAUGUACAGAUUGGGAAAACGAAAGUUUAUUGCAAAGUUGGAGUUAUUUCAGAACUGGAAAACCGGCGUAAAGACCGACUGAAUUUGUACAUUUGUGGGAUACAGUCAGUUAUACGAUGGUAUUUACAGCAGCAACGGCAUCAGACAAUUAUAGAAAAAAGAGAUGCUGUUCUAACAAUACAAGAGAACGUGCGUUGCUUUGCAAAGACAUCUUCUUGGAGAUGGUAUCAACUUUUAUUGUCAGUUAAGGAACUGAUACCUUUGAACAAGCACAAAAUAAGAUUGGAAGAGCUGCAGAAUGAAAACGACGAGCUAUUAAAGCUUGAGAAUGAGAAAAUUCUGCAUGCCAAAGAAAACGAUGAACUGAAAGAGGAGAUGGCAAGACAUGAGCAACUCAUGGAGCUAAUGGAGAAGCGCUUCGAUGAGCAGCACGCCAAAGUCAUGAAAAUACACAGUUGCCUGAGAGAAAAUGAAAAGAGAACUGAAACAAUUGAAGACGAAAAAAAGGAACUCGAAAAUCAACUAUGUAAGGUGAGCACGCCAGCCUUUUUAACGACAACAACCGCAUUCCAAGCGCAGUUUAAUAAGUAG
Messenger RNA from Gongylonema pulchrum, 1737 nucleotides. NCBI's taxonomy places the organism in Eukaryota, Metazoa, Nematoda, Chromadorea, Rhabditida, Gongylonematidae. The record is from the annotation of a GenBank genome assembly.